AUGCGUUUCUCACAUCAACCAGAGCCUCAACCGCCGAUUUUGCGCCAGAAUAACUCCCCCAGUCUGAUCUACAACUUUUCAUCUGGAUUUGAAUCAAUUGACGACGAAAUGGAUUCCCUCAUUGAUUUAUCAGACCCCUCCAAGGCGCUGGACUUGUCUCGCAUCCGCUACCAGUUGAUCCGGCUCGAGGAUACAAUUACCUUCCACCUUAUCGAGCGAGCCCAGUUUGCUCUUAACAAAACCAUUUACGUUCCUGGCGCAUUGGACAUUCCCAACAGCAAGCUCAGCUUCAUGGACUGGUACUUGUGCGAACAGGAGAAGCUGCAGUCUAUUAUCCGCCGCUACGAGUCGCCCGACGAGUACCCUUUCUUCCCCGAAGCUCUCCAGAAGCAAAUCCUCAAGCCUCUGCACUAUCCUCGCAUCCUACAUCCCAACAACGUCAACGUCAACGACAAGAUCAAGAAGUUCUAUGUGGAUACUUUCCUCCCCGCACUCUGCCCCGAUUUCGGCCGAGAGGACCGCGGCGAAUCUCAGGAGAAUUACGGCUCGUCAGCCACCUGCGACAUUGCAUGCCUGCAGGCCCUUUCGCGCAGAAUACACUUUGGCAAGUUCGUCGCCGAGUCCAAAUUCCAGUCAGACCCGGAAAAAUACACCAAGCUCAUCAAGGCCGAGGAUCGCGAGGGCAUUGCUGAAGCCAUCACCAACGCCGCUGUUGAGAAGAAGGUCCUUGAGCGUCUCCGCCUGAAGUGCCUGACCUACGGCACCGACCCGUCGAUCGGUGCGGGCCCCGAAAACCAGGCCAAGAUUGAUGCCGACUCCGUCGUGGCCCUCUACAAGGAUUUCGUGAUCCCCCUUACCAAAGAAGUGGAGGUAGAGUACCUUAUGCAAAGGCUAGAGCCGGCAGAGUAG
This is a messenger RNA of Colletotrichum truncatum, 909 nucleotides long. RefSeq names its product chorismate mutase. Gene Ontology annotation, biological process: aromatic amino acid biosynthetic process; chorismate metabolic process. Gene Ontology annotation, cellular component: cytoplasm. Gene Ontology annotation, molecular function: chorismate mutase activity. The record is from RefSeq and is a predicted model, not a curated record. Lineage: Eukaryota; Fungi; Ascomycota; Sordariomycetes; Glomerellales; Glomerellaceae.